GCAGAGCAGGGGGGCCUGAGGACUAGAAUUGAGAAGCACUGCUCUAGUGGUAUAAAGGGGGCCACACCUCCUAUAUGCAUUGUGUGUUCUUUCAUCACAUCCGCAGUUAAUUUCAAGGACCCUGUUCUCUUUUGGAGCACAAUUUGGAGUCCAACCUAGAUUAUUUUUGACAAUCCAUUGAACUGCAUAGAUUUAAACUGUCCAAAAUAAAGUUUUUCAAAGUUUUAAAUGGUCAACUCAGCUUGAAAUACUCUGUCUUUAUGCAGUAUUUGUUUUGCAAAGAAUUACUAAUAGCAUAAAUACACACUCAUACCCUCUAAAGACGGCCCAAGUAGAGAAACGUGGAUAUAGAAUAUGGCCUCAGGGAUGUGGGCUGCCUGGUCACUGACGCUUGCCAUCAACAAGAGGUUUGACCCUUGCACCUCUUAUCCAAUGAGAGUGAAGUACUGGCCUUUCGCAUCCAAUCAGAGCGCGUGAUUUGACUGGUGGGCUGGUUCUAAACGCCUGGCACCGCAGAAAGAGCGGAUCUGCUAUUCGUAUGUUUUUUCAGUCUCGGGUGGAGUCUACAUCCCGUCGCUUCUCUGCGGGCAACAAGGAGGAUUUCUUUUUUUUUUUUUUUAUUAGUUUGACUACUGCUUAUAACCCGCCAAGACAUUGAAGCAGCUCCUCGAAGAUGACGACGACCACCACGUUUCAAGGGUUAGACCCCGGUUCUAAAAGCAGUUCCAGGGUACUACGGCCGCCUGGUGGGGAGUCCAACUUCUCUCUUGGCUCAGAUGAAAACUCAACCCCCCAACGCAAGAACAAGAUGGCCUCUAGCAUCUUUGCAGAACCUGAUGACCCCCAUGCUCAUCGAAGGAACAAUCCACCAACUGGGGCUCCUACAGGAACCCUGUGCGGGGAGCCCUCGGCCCCCCUCAGGAGGGUCCAGCAGCCUCUCCUCUUCCCCAAGAACCCCCAGCCAGAGCUGACCACCAUCCACAACUCUGGAGCCGCCAUGAUCUGGAACCAGAGACGAGAGGGUGAGAACGGCCAGGAACAAGCAAACUAUGAGAGGCCUGAAGAUGUGGAGGGGGAGCUGGAGGAGCCCGAACUGAAGGAGACGUCACAGGCCCCUGACCCGUCGGGAGGUGCCAACGCUGCCGCAGGCGGCCGGAGAAACCCUCCUGGUGGCAAAUCCAGCCUCAUCCUGGGUUGAGACAACUCCUUUUUCUUUUUUUUAUAUAUAUAUAUAUUUUUUUUUGUUUUUUGUUUUUCAUUCAAUCACUCUUUUUUUUAUUUUUUGAAGAUAAAAACACCCCCCGCCACUGUCUUCCUCUUCAUCAACAUGUCACUGUCUCUUCUUGUCGUCCUCCUUCACGUGGCGUCACGUCCAUGGACUCUCAUGUCCUCUCACUCCACCCUCAAACCUUUCGUUUGAUCCUUUUUUUUUUCUAUUGAAAGAAGAAAACUGUUGACAAAAGCACUUUAUGUAUCUCCCACACCCCUCCCAUUUCAGCCCAUCCUGUAGUGCAUCGCGCCUGCUGGGAAAGGCAUGACAUGAUUUUAGCUUGUCCCUCAUUCCUUCCUCCGUUGUAAAUGGUAAAACAGACAAAAAAAAAACUAAAAAAGAUUUGAUGUGUGGAUUUCUAAAUACAAUAAAGAUUCAUAUGAAAUUGCA
Gambusia affinis (western mosquitofish) is the source of this 1660-nucleotide messenger RNA. RefSeq names its product jupiter microtubule associated homolog 1-like. Gene Ontology annotation, cellular component: nucleus. The transcript is spliced from 5 exons. The coding region runs from base 674 to 1198 and encodes 174 amino acids. The record is from RefSeq and is a predicted model, not a curated record. Lineage: Eukaryota; Metazoa; Chordata; Actinopteri; Cyprinodontiformes; Poeciliidae.